Messenger RNA from Alexandromys fortis (reed vole), 12494 nucleotides. Its product is annotated as disintegrin and metalloproteinase domain-containing protein 1a-like. Gene Ontology annotation, biological process: male gonad development; proteolysis; binding of sperm to zona pellucida. Gene Ontology annotation, cellular component: sperm head plasma membrane; external side of plasma membrane; plasma membrane. The transcript has a single exon. The record is from RefSeq and is a predicted model, not a curated record. Gene Ontology annotation, molecular function: metalloendopeptidase activity. NCBI's taxonomy places the organism in Eukaryota, Metazoa, Chordata, Mammalia, Rodentia, Cricetidae. The coding region runs from base 3923 to 6340 and encodes 805 amino acids.
UGUCAGAGUUUCCUAACAGUUAACUGUUUUCCUUUAAAACAAAAAGCUCAGUUCCUAUACUAUUGACAUAGGAUAGUCGAGUCUUGUAGUAUAAGACGACACUGUCAAGAAAGACGGGUAUAGUCACAAUAAAGUGUUAGCAACGAUUUGUCAGAGGCAGGUAGAAGAGCUGCGCCAGUCUCUGCUCAGUCUCUGUUGCUUCAAGCACUGUGGAGCCUUGCUCCAUUUGCUUUGACUGUUGCUCACUGGUCUUAGGUAGAUUAAUUCUAGUGCUGACCUGUUUUUAUGAAUCAAGUAUUUCUGUCCUCCCCUGCUCCCCUGGCUUCUCUCUGGCAUGAUUUUACUGAAAAACGUCAGAGGGUCCAAUCUUGUUUGGUUAUUUUUCUCUUGUGGCUUUCCAUAAGUAGUUGUUCUGCCUGGAUUUACUUGCAUCCUCCUGGCUGUGUUUAUUUUCUUCAGUAUCCUUCGAUCUCAGGUGGCAUAAUUAAGCAGCUUUGGUUUCUUACUUACUGUGUAUGUAGGCACAGCCAACCCCUCUCAUAGUGUUUGGUUUUUUAGAGCUGUUUCUGGUGACUGCCUUUACCUGCACACAUAAGAGCUCACAGGUAGGACGAGUCUUCUGUCUCAGUUGUUCAAUUUUGUUUCCUCCUCUUCAGUCAAAGUGGAUUUCAUGGAAUUUGUUACUUUCUAGCUCCUGAGUGUUGUCACUGUUCUCGGGGGCUAUGUGAUAAAAAUCGCAGUGUCCUUGGAGCCUGCUGUGGGAGGAAAGGCUCAGUGCUCUUGGGUGAGCAGAGGUACUGUGGUGAGAAGUGGGGGCACUGUCGAGGAUAGCAAGACCUCGGGGCUAAGCAACAGAGAAAAGCCAUUUUAAGCAAAAUUUUUGGCCAGAAAGAUGUAGCUGAGAAUUGACAUAGGGGCCUGUUCUCCAGUGAACAUGUUCUAGAUCAUCGGGGAGACUGCUUGCUUUCCAGCACACCUGUCCUGGGGCAGGAAUCCAGUGUGCCCGUGGGGGUAGAGGUUGUUGGUCUUGUCUUUAGAGGAACUUGUUGGCACACCAACUCUGCCAUUCAUCUUAGAAAUUCAUCAGCUGGGUAUCUUGUAAAAGCUUAGGAUGUUCUUCCCCUUCCACCGGUGUGGUGAACUGUAGAGACAUGAUUGGCAAGGACAUGGAUCUUGAUGGUUGCUUUUGUCUGACCAUGGCUUACCAGUGUUAUAGCAGCUUCAGAUUGACUUCACCUUGUGCAAUAAUGAAAUCCGUACCUAUGUUUGUCCAAACGAGAACCACAUUGGAUGUCUGUAAAAACCAUGAAGAUGCCCAACCCUGGACAAAAUUCUCCCAAACACUCUGCAUCAGAGCUGAGUUUUCUUUGUAUAUUCCUAGGCCAAUAGUAAAUUAUGUUUUAACAUGAGUCAGUCUUGCUAAUAAUACAAAAUCUACACCUAGCUGGAAGUUAAACUUUAUCUUCCUGGUAAUUUACUGCCUGCCUACCACUGAUGUCUGUGGAAACAACAGCUGCCAGGCGAUGAGCUGUAGUCUCGAGUUUGCUACAUGGCCACUGACCCUGCUCAUUAAGGCCAUUGCUUGUUACUCAGAUGGAGAGUGUCUUACCACAGUUACUUCUGCUCACUGGACAGAAGUGUCUUUCUGGCUCACACAGUGUGGCCUUAGGAACAUGCAUCUCCAAGAUGGGUUCAUUUACUUAUUUUGGGUUUUUCAAGACAAGGUUUCUUUGUGUAACGAUCCAAGCUAUCCUAGAACUCGCUUUGUAGACCAGGCUGACCUAGAACGAAUAGUGAUCUGCCUGCUUCUGCCUCGUGAAUGUUGGGAUUAUAGGCUCGUACCACCACUACCCAGCAGAAAUUUUUUGAAACAGCUACUGGCUGAAUGAUGUCACCAUAAGGAUUCCUUUUAUUUUAAAGAGUUUUUUUUUUAUAUUUAUUUAUUAUGUAUACAGUUUUCUGCUUGUAUAUAUUGUAUCUUCUGCCUGCAGGUCAGAAGAGGGCACCAGAUCUCAUUAUAGAUGGUUAUGGAUGGUUGCUGGGAAUUGAACUCACAGGACCUUUGUAAGAACAGUCAGUGCUCUUAACCUCUGAGCUAUCUCUCCAGCCGGAGAGUUAUGUUCUUUAUACAUUUGAGAAUGAACAAGUUGAAAGAAUAGACUAUCGUUGUUAAAGAAGUCAAAAGAUUUUAUUCAGAUCUUGUGCAUCAGGAUGUAUGUGUAUAUUGAAGAAAACGUGUUUCAAUUUGAGAACUGGAAAAUUGGAUAUUAUCAUUUCAUAUUUUUAAAUUUAAAAAGAAGACUGUUAUUCCAUUAUUGGUCCUUGGUUUACCAUUGAGCUGCCCUAACCUUUCUUAUGUUUGUUAGUUAUGCACAGGGAAGCAGUGGGGGACUUUGGCAUUCCAGGACAAUACUCUGAAGAGAAGACGGUCCACACAGCUGAGGACCCACUUCCUUUCCAGUCAUUUCUCAGAUGCAUGCAUAGAGCCAGUGCGGCUCCCUGCUGGAGCCUGAGGCCACCUGACAGUAGCCAAGCAUCCCUGGCUGAUUACAUGCUUAGCUUUUUGUUUUUGUUUUUGUUGUUGUUGUUUUGUUCAGACAAGGUCUUGGUUUAUAUUCUUGGUGCCUUGCCUUUAUUCCCAGCACUCUGGAGGCAGGGGCAGGUGGAUCCCUGUGAGUUCAAGGCCAGCCUGGUCUACAAGAGCUAGUUCCCGAACAGGCUCCAAAGCUACAGAGAAACCCUGUCUCGAAAAACCAAAACAAACAAACAAACAAAAAAAAAAACCAACUCAUGCAGAGACCAGGCUGGCUGUAAACUUGCCAUCUUCCUGUCUCUGCCUCCUAAAUAUUGAGAUUAUAGGAGUGUACCACCUUGCUGAAACAAGCAGGGCAUUUCUCCAUUUCCAAGUGUUACAUAGUUAAUCCUUGUAUGUUUAAUGUUGUAAAUAUUUGACUUAUAAUUUAACAUUAUUUUUAUGCCAUGUAGAAGAUGCAGUUUUAUUUUAAUCUUAGAAUAUGCAGGAGAAUGAAGAAAUGGGGGGCAGGAACAUAGCUUCUAUUUUCUUCUAAACGUAUAGUGUUAAAUAUACCAAGAGCAUUAACAUGAAACUAAAGCCUGGAAUUGGCAGACAGGAUAAGCCACUGUAGUCAGAGACAAGUAUGGGAAUUUAAGGGUUCUUCCAGAGCUUGUUUCCAUUUUCUUCGUUGUUGAAACUAGUGUCACCAGUCUGUUUUACCAUUUUAUUUUUAUGGUGAGGCCAUUGGGAGGAUUAGCUUAGGUUCCAGGCUCUAAUGUACCUCUGUGGAAAACAUCUAACACUGAUGCCUUAGAAGUACUCCAUAGAGAAGGAGUGUGUUUGACGUAGAUACAAAAUGUCAGAACUCACUGGGUACACAGAGAAGACGAGGGGAAGCAGAACCCCCAGAUACUGUUCCCUUGAAUGACAGGAGUAAGGCAGACCAGCCCUGAGUAAGCAUGACCACCAUGAGGAUGAGAACAGACAGAACAGCAGAGAACUCUGCAUUGUUCAGAGAACCCCAAGAAGCUUUGUCCCCUCCCCCACAGCAUUGCCAGAAUGUUGGGCCCAAAAGAAGGAGCAGGUUACCAGAUGUUGUGUCCACAGCCUGGGGAGGAGGAAGAUGAUCUGACUUAGAGAACUGGGUCACUGCUCUACAGGGCUCACCUCCAUGAACGACAAAGGAACGUAAGCAACACGGAAGGAGUCCCUGUGCUGUCCGGAACCACGGAGGCCCAGGAGAGAAGGAACAGAGAGACAGUUUGAAGGCUGCAGGAUUCAAGAUGGGCAGUACCCCAUGAGGGACAAGCACAGAUGUGGAUUGCUAAGUCAGUGAGAAACCUGCCUAUUAGGAAGGGCUGCCACUGAUGGACAUACAUCCUACACUAUCAACGGUUUCUUUGGGCCAUGUCAGUGGCAGCAUCAGUGAGAGGGAUUGCCUCCAUUCUGUCUUCUCUACAGAUAACACAAGUGGCCUUAGAGACAGCUAAGAUAAUAUCACACAUUUGGGCUGCCCACCAGCUGAACUUGGCUGUGAGACUAGUGCCAGGCCACCCGUCUGUCAAAGCAGGGCUCCUGGUGCUGUUAAUUCUGUUAAUUUUUCUUCCAAGUACGUUCUGUGACAUAGGAUCUGUAUAUUACUCUUCCUAUGAAACGGUCAUCCCCAAGAGACUGCCAGUCAAGGGGAGUGAAGAUCCCGGAGGAAGGGUGUCCUACAUGCUGUUGAUGCAGGGCCGGCAGCAGCUGCUUCACCUGGAGGUAAAGGGAGACCACUCUGCCAGUAACUUCCCAGUCUACAGUUACCACAAUGGCGUCCUGGGGCAAGAAAUGCCUCUCCUCUCACAGGACUGCCACUAUGAAGGUUACAUGGAAGGGGUGCCAGGCUCCUUUGUCUCUGUCAACAUCUGCUCAGGCCUCAGGGGCAUCCUGAUCAAGGAGGAAACAUCCUACAGCAUCGAGCCUGUGCUCUCCUCCAAAGAGUUCGAACACACCCUGUACACUGUGGCACAUCAGCCUCGCGUCUCCUGCAGUGUCAUUCCCAAAGACAGCCCAGGGGACACUGGGCAGCAGCAGAGGAGCAGGAGACCCGAUGACCCACGGGAGCUGUCUGACUUGUGGUCACACACCAAGUACGUGGAGAUGUUCGUCGUGGUCAACCACCAGCGGUUCCAGAUGUGGAGCAGCAACAUCACCGAGACGGUCCGGGCAGUAGUGGACAUCAUUGCUCUGGCCAACAGCUUCACUAGGGGACUAAACACAGAGAUGGUGCUGGUGGGCGUGGAAGUCUGGUCAGAGGGGGACCUGAUAGAGGCCCCGGUGGACCUGCAGGCUACACUGAGGAAUUUCAACCGCUGGAGACAGGAGGAGCUCCUGGGCCGUGUCAGGCAUGAUGUGGCACACUUGAUCGUCGGGCAUCACCCAGGAGAGAACGAGGGCCAGGCGUUUCUCGAUGGUGCCUGUUCUGGUGGGUUUGCAGCGGCUGUGGAGGCCUUCCAUCAUGAAGAUGUCCUGCUGUUUGCGGCGCUCGUGGCCCACGAGCUGGGGCACAACCUGGGAAUCCAGCACGACCACCCAGCCUGCGCCUGUGACCCUAAGCACUUCUGCCUCAUGCACGAGGAUAUCACCAAGGACAGUGGCUUCAGCAACUGCAGCGCUGACGACUUCUACCGUUUCCUCCAUGACCACAGAGGGGCCUGCCUGCUUGACAGGCCUUGGCACCAAAGCCGCAAGCGCAGAGCUGCCCGUUGUGGAAACGGUGUGGUGGAGGAGUCAGAAGAGUGUGACUGUGGUUCUGCUUGUGACAGUCACCCAUGCUGUGAGCCAACGUGUACACUGAAGGACGGUGCAGAGUGCAGUGAUGGCCUCUGCUGCUACAAUUGUAACUUCAGAAAGAAAGGGGCCUUGUGUCGUCCUGUUGAGGAUGUGUGUGACCUCCCCGAGUUCUGUGAUGGCCAUUCCCAAGAAUGCCCUGUAAACAGCUACAAGCAGGAUGGCACGCUGUGUGACAGGAUUUAUUACUGCUCUGGGGGUUGGUGUAGGAAUCCUGAUAAGCAAUGCACAAAGAUCUAUGGGUAUCCUGCAAGAUCCGCCCCUGACGACUGUUAUAUUUUAAUGAACACCAAAGGGAACCGGUUUGGAAACUGUGGCCAUCCCAGCACUGCUAACUCAGGAUACGAAACGUGUUCUGAUGAGGAUAUAUUUUGUGGCAAACUGGUAUGUACUGAUGUUAGUUACUUGCCACAAGUCAGACCCCUGCACACUCUCCUCCAGGUUCCUUAUGGAGAUGACUGGUGCUGGAGCAUGGAUGCCUAUAACGCUACUGAUGUUCCAGAUUUUGGAGAUGUGCAGAAUGGUACUUACUGUGCCCCUAACAAAGUCUGCAUGGAGUCCUUGUGCACUGACCACACGGUGCUCCAGUACGACUGUGAACCAGAGGAAAUGUGUCACGGAAAAGGAGUGUGCAACAAUCUCAGGCACUGUCAUUGUGAUGAUGGUUUUGCUCCUCCCGACUGCAACAGCCCAGGAAAUGGGGGCAGUGUGGACAGUGGUCCUGUUGGUAAGCCAGCUGAUCGAAACUUGAGUUUAUUUACAAUUUUCGGACAAGAGAAGCCUAAGGUGGAAGAAGAUGAAGAUGUAAACAUGGAAGUGGUGCUGUUUGUGGUCCCUAUAUUUCUUGUCCUUUUACUGUGUUGUCUGAUGCUGAUCGCUUACCUCUGGUCUGAAGUACUAGAAGUAGUAUCUCCAGAGAGUUCAUCAUUUUCUUCAACAGAAUCCUCAGAAGCAGCACCUCCUCGGGGGGCUCCACCCCCCAGGAAGUAUUAUUGAAGAUCUUCUCAUGGUCGCUGCUAUCAACGUCUUUUAUCUGCAGGGCAGUUUUGACUGGUUUUCAGGGUGGACUGCAUCUGCACUGUUUAGUGUAAUGUGUUAUCACCUCAGUAACAACUGCGAUUACAUCGUGAGUGCUUUCAUGGGAACUGAAUGUUAUAACUUGCCCUGUCGGCUGCUGUUGAUAAAGUAGAAGUGGUUUUAAAUAAAUAUAAAUAAUAAGGUCUUUUCCCCCUUCAGAUGAUGCAUCACUCCAGACUAGUCAUCCUCAUAAUGGGAUCUUCAGCUUUCAGGCUUUUUGGACAAGGCCAGACCUCAGGUGCCCAGUAAGUGCUUGGCACAGUAGUCGGCCUCAGCACAGUCCGAGCUCAUAAUAGCAACAUUUAAUUUUUCUAUUUGAUUUCUCAGUUUUUCUAUUGAAUUUGAUUUUUAAAAAUAUUUAUUUAUUAUGUAUACAAUAUUCUGUCUGUGUGUAUGUCUGCUGGCCAGAAGAGGGCACCAGACCCCAUUACAGAUGGUUGUGAGCCACCAUGUGGUUGCUGGGAAUUGAACUCAUGACCUUUUGGAAGAGCAGGCAAUCCUCUUAACCACUGAGCCAUCUCUCUAGCCCCUUGAAUUUGAUUUUUAAAAGAUUUAUUAGCUGUGUAGUAGUGGAGCACACCUUUAAUCCCAGCACUUGGGAGAAAGAGGCAGGCGGAUCUCUGAGUUUGCGGCCACCCUAGUCUACAAAGUGAGUUCCAGAAUAGUUAGGGCUACACACAGAAACCCUGUCUCAAAAAACGAAACAAAACAAAAUAAUGCCUGCAUAUGAGCAUGUGUGCAAGUUGUGUGCCUAGUACCCAAGGAGGCCAGAAGAAGAUAGUGUUGGUUCCUGUGGAACUAGAGUCAGACAGUGUGAGCUGUCAUGUAAGUAUUAGGGCCCUCUGCACGGCCAGCAGGUUCUGGAACUCCUGAGCAUCUCUCCAGCUGCAGCUUGGCAUCUAAUGUCCUGUGACAUCUGACAACACUGCCUGGUCUUCAGUAUGGAGGUGGUCUCCUGUUAGAGCCAGCAGAAAAGCUCGGCUCAUUCCUUAUGACAUGACAGUCAAUGCUGUUAUCUCCCUAGCUCCCAGGAAACAGGCAGAAAGAGCAAGUAGUGAGUACUGCACACCCAAGUUUAACCCAGCAGCCACAUUCCAUGCCCCACGAGCCUUUCCCAUCAGUGAAAAGGAAGAACAAUGGGUGAGUCUGUAAGUGUCCACGCCAUCCCUUUCUCACGCAGAUGCUGAACUCUCAAGAACCUCGUGCACAGUGCAGUCAGUAUGCGGCUGUCUAAACUCUAUCCACUAUAAAUCAAUAGUAUUCUUGCCUAGCACACACAGUCCUCAAUCAGCUAUGGUAUCUCUUGCCUGUAACCUCAGCACUAGGAGGCUGAGGCAGAAGAAUUGCCAUAAAUGCAAGCCCAGCCUGGACUAUAGAGUAAAACCCUUAUAAUAAAAAGUUCUAAUUCAUUGUGUAGUUCUAGAACUAUAUCAAGUCUUGCUUUGUUUUGUAAGUGGAAGAUGCUGGCCCUCAGGAUGACAGCAGUUAGAUGCUAGAAUCUAGGUCCUAGCAGCCAUUUUCAACCAUUUAUGAAGAAGCAACAAAAUAACUUUAAGGUGACCUUGUUCCAGGCCACACCCUCUGCCUAGAGCCAUCAUGCAGAUGAGCUGGCACAGAAGAACACUAUGGGGUUGUGUCCGGGGGACAACCCAGCAGUCUUUGGGGGCCACACUUUCCCAACUGUCCAUUCCUUUCCUCAGCUCUUGUCAGAGCAGUGGUGACACCAGAGCAGGUGGCCUGCUAUGUGCAGCGUCAGUGCUGGAGCGGGAGGGGGGCUAGGGGCUAGGGCAGGCCAGCUGUGCUUGCCACGGGGAUGUUAGAGAGUUAGGACAGCCCCACUCCCCAGACAGCAGGAGACGAGCUAUGCUAGAAUCUGGUCUCAGGGUCUCUGUCUCUCCCUCUUUCUGUCUGUCUCUGUCUGCCUCACCCCUGCCUCUCUCUCAGAAUAUAAAACAAUGUCUUCACUCUCCUUUCAUGCAAACACCAUUGCACAGCCCCUCACUGCCUUGUCAGGUCUCUCUGUGAGUCCUCAAGUGUCUCCUUCAAGGUUCAGAUCAGUGGCCUCUAAUAAAUAAUUUUACUGAGAUCCAGUCCACCUGCACAUGCUAUCAGCUAUACAUCCAGAAUGUGGUGUCUUUUCAGCACCCCGAACCUUCCAGUGCUGGGCAGCUCAGCAUCAGCACCCAUGGGCAAUUGCAGAGGACAUGAAUUGAUCUCUGCUUCUGCCUUGUAGUCAGUGUGGCUCUUAAAUGGAAAUGAGAUCACCAGUGAACUUUUAGAUGUCACUGAUGGAUCCAUAAAGAGGCCUAGAUUGCUUGUGUGACCUGUCAUGUGCUUGUAAGCUCCAGUGGAAUGAUCUGGAUUAGGGGGAACCUUAUAAGCCCAUCGGUGGAGCUUUUUCAUGACUUUUUAAAAAAAAAAUGUUAAUGGGUGUUUUGCCUGCAUAAUAUCUGUGCAUCACAUCUGCCUAUGCCUGGUGUCUGCAGAGCCCAGAAGAGGGGGUUAGAUUCCUUGGAAUUGGGGUUAAAAACCACCCUAUGGGUGCUGAGAAUUGAACCUGGAUCUUCUACAAGAGCAAUCAGUGCUCUUAACCACCCAGCCAUCUUUCUAGCCUUAAAUGACAACUUUUUAAAUUUUUUGUUUGUUUCUUGAAACAAAGUCUCUUAUGCAGCCCAGCUGUUCUGAAACUCGCCACUAUAUAGACCAGGCUGGCCUUGAACUCUUAGAAAUUCACCUGCCUCUGGUCUCUAAGUGCCAGGACUAAAGGUGUGCACCACCAUGCUAGGCUUGCUCUCUGAGACAAUGUUUCAUGUAACCUAGGAUCACCUUGGACCUGGAAUAGAGAUGAGACUGGCCUAGAACUUUUGACCCAUCUCUUGAGUGCUGGGAAUACAGAUGUGCACCACCGCCCAGUUAAAUAAGUGUUCUUAAAAAUGUCUGUCUUCUGCAGGCCUUUAAUCCCAUUGCACUCAGGAGGCAAAGGCAGGCAGAUCUCUGUGAGUUUGAGGCCACCUUGGUCUUCGGAGGGAGUUCCAGGACAGCCAAAAACCAACAACAAAGGGUGCCUAUAUUCAUUAGUCCCUUGGGAGAUGUAGAGAAAAUCACGUAUCUCAAAAAGUAAGGCUAAUAGCCAAUACUGAGAAUUAGAAAUACCCAUAAUGUUUGCAGAGUAUGGGGUAUCAGGUUGAAAUAGUUUAUCACAUUCUAGUAAGAUUUACACUCUGCCAUCUCACGAGCUGGGAUUUCCCUCCCAGAUACAUCUGUCUUCCAGAGACCAUGUACAUUUGUCGUGCACAUCAUUAGUAAUAUCCAAAACGUUGCUUAUAGUAUUGCCCAGACUAGAAGGGGUGGCCAGGGAGUGAGUUGUAAGGGACUACUAGAUUAGCACAGAGAGGACAGAAAUGAGCCAGGGUUUCAUGUGGUAACAUGAUGACAACUUAGAAUGUGAAUAAAGAAGCUAAAUGUAGAUUUUAUACAUGUGCUUGUAUAAAAUCCAGAAAGGCAAAUGAAAUGAUGUUAUUAUAUAUCUAGAAAGCAAAAUUACCAAUGUGGAAAAAACACCAUACAAAGAGCAUGGUUGUGCAUAGUGGGGAAGGUUCAGACAUUCAGUAGUCUAUGGGUAUGGGUUCUGAAGACCUUACAAUGGUAAGUAUUGGGUGAAACUGGUGGCUAAAUAGUUCUAUCUUACUCCUUCCCUCAAAUCUACACAUCUUCAAAAUGUACUGUACCAUUUGGGAAACACUAAGGCCCGACCCAGUACCCUGCAGAUUGAGGACCACUGCUGUCAUGGCUAGCACCCUUGGGUCCCAUCUGCUUUCUUACUUGAACUUCUCUAACCCACAGCCUUGAGACCUCAGCUACUAGAGAGUGAAGCCAGACUUCACACACUUCCAUCCUUUCUCAUUGGUCCCUUAGGAAGUCCCAGGUACACCCUGCAGCUCCAGGGCUGUGGCUACUUGUGUUGCCAGCCUCAGGAGAACCUGUUUCACCAAGAGAACUAAGGGACUCUCUCCAACCUGACAUUAGGACUGUGGCUGCUGAUGCCACUUGUCCUACAACACGCCCAGUGUUAUGUGUGCUUGUCCUCAAGGCGGUACACAGUACAUGCUGCUACUCUAGUACCAUCUGCAUAUAGCUUGUGUACACUAGGGAAGGGCUUCCUGAUACUAACUGCUCGUGCAAAAAAUUCCAGGCCCAGCCGGCGGUGGUGGCGCACGCCUUUAAUCCCAGCACUCGGGAGGCAGAGGCAGGCGGAUCUCUGUGAGUUCGAGACCAGCCUGGUCUACAAGAGCUAGUUCCAGGACAGGCUCCAAAACCACAGAGAAACCCUGUCUCGAAAAACCAAAAAAAAAAAAAAAAAAAAAAUUCCAGACCCAGCCUAGCUUGUCUCUCAGGAUAAGAAGGUUCCAAUCUGCAUCCUGUAGCCCCAGGAUCAUGAAUACCAAUGACACAGGCUUUAGUUACAUCAGUACUGUUCUGUGUAACUUAGGCACAUUGCUAUCUAUGUCUUAUAGCUCCAAGACUUCAAUUACUAAAGUUAUAUGCUUCAAUACUACAUGCACUCACAGGACAGGAGAGAUUUUCAUAGAUUUGAGACCCAGACUUCGGUACCAAAACUCUGAGUAUGUAAGAUUUUCCCUUGGUAACAGCCAGUAGCUUUAGCACUACAACCCCUUGACUAUCUGUAGUCAUCCUCCAAAGGAUCUAGUGGAGGUUCUCUUUGUCACACACAACCUCGAGCUUGCAAUUCCUGGCACUACACCCUAUAUUAAUUGUGCCCAUCCCAGGGGAGCUUGAGAAGAGUCUCUCCUUCCUGUGGAGUAGCAGAACAGUUCUACUUCGUGUGUUUUGACUUAUAGAUCAUGCCUACAUGUGUCACGGAUGUUAGCCUUACCUCUGUCCUGAACAAACUGUCUCCCUCUGGUACCACUGAGGUAGCACUCACCAUGAAACCAAGUGCCAUCCAUACUCAACUGCAGAGAGGGAAGACACCAAGCUGCAUAAUUCAUAAUCGCUAGUCUCCAGGUUCUCACUCACUCCUGACUAUAAUGGUAUUUUAUUUGUGUUUUAAUAAAUAAAGCUUGCCAGAAGAUCAGAGUGCACAGCUAAGUCACUAGAGGCUGGGAGUGGUGGAUUUAAAGUCACUCUGGGCUACAGGAGAUUGAAUCUGUCUAAAAGAAAAAUAGAAUUCACACAAAGGUGCUCCCAGUACUUGGUAGUCACAUGCCUGUAACCCCAAUAGCACUAGGGAGGUGGAGACAGGAGGGAUAUGGUUGGGCAGAGAGGUAUAUAAAGCAGGAGGAGACAAGAGCUCUUUGCAGCUUGAGGUUUGGUGGAGAGCAUUGCAGUCUGCAGUCACACUGAAGACAGGACUGCCCCCUUUGUUUUAGCCUUGGUAGAGGUAAGAACUCUCCAGUGACUUGGCUGCUUUGCUUUUCUGAUCUUCAACUUGAACCCCAAUAUCUGUCUCUGGGUAUUUGUUAGUUGUGCUAUAUCUGGUGCCCAACUUUUGGAAUACAAACCAACAUAGGCCGAGCUACAUGUAGACAGAGUCCCCACCCUACCAGGUAGGCUUCUCUUUAUUCUUUCCUGGUGGGCUUUCUCUGAACCCCGUUCUUGGGCUUCUGCCAAAUUAGGUAGCUGCCUUAAAAUCCAAUCAGGCUUUUACUGUUCUAUGCAGCAGCAAUAAGCCUCACAUCUUCAUCAUCACUGGCAUCAGAUUUGGGGAGAAAACUGGGAAUUCUUUAAAGGAGGAAUUUAAUUAAAAUGGAGUUUUUACCCCACAUAAAAUUGGGAACACAAUUUGACAGAGAUAGUUAUGUCUUUGAAGCCGGGUGGCGGUGGUGCACACCUUUAAUCCCAGCACUCGGGAGGCAGAGAUAGGCAGAUCUCUGUGAGUUCGAGGCCAGCCUGGUCUUCAAGAGCUAGUUCCAGGACAGGAACCAAAAGCUACGGAGAAACCCUGUCUCGAAAAAUCCAAAAAAGAAAAAAAGAAAAAGAGCUAGUUCCAGGAGAGGCUCCAAAGCCACAGAGAAACCCUGUCACAAAAAAGAAAGAAAAAAGAAAGAAAGUU